Messenger RNA from Oryza brachyantha (malo sina), 1656 nucleotides. RefSeq names its product heat stress transcription factor B-2b-like. Bases 236 to 1351 code for a protein of 371 amino acids. Gene Ontology annotation, molecular function: RNA polymerase II cis-regulatory region sequence-specific DNA binding; DNA-binding transcription factor activity. The transcript has 2 exons. Gene Ontology annotation, cellular component: nucleus. Gene Ontology annotation, biological process: regulation of transcription by RNA polymerase II. NCBI's taxonomy places the organism in Eukaryota, Viridiplantae, Streptophyta, Magnoliopsida, Poales, Poaceae. The record is from RefSeq and is a predicted model, not a curated record.
UCCAUCUCCCUCACGCUACCCUCUCCCUCCCUCCCGCCCAUCCCCCCCACUCGCCGGAGACCGACCGACCGACCUCGUCGUGGCUCGCCCUUCGUUUAUCGCCUCUCCACCGUCUCUGUCCACGCUACCGGAAGCUUCCAGAAGCCCCCCCGCGGAGUCUGCGUUUCGUUUCUCCGGAGCCGCAACGGUGUACCCGGGCCAGAUCUGCGCGCCCGCCGGCGGCGGCGGCGGUGCCAUGGCUGAGAAGGGCGCCGCCGCCGUCGCCGCAGCGGCGGCACCGGGGGAGCCAUCUCCAUCUCCGCCCCCGCCGGCGCCGGCUGCGGAGGCGGGGCAGCAGAGGUCCGUGCCCACGCCGUUCCUGACCAAGACGUACCAGCUGGUGGACGACCCCGCCGUCGACGACGUCAUCUCCUGGAACGACGACGGUUCCACCUUCGUGGUGUGGCGCCCCGCCGAGUUCGCCCGCGACCUCCUCCCCAAGUACUUCAAGCACAACAACUUCUCCAGCUUCGUUCGCCAGCUCAACACCUACGGAUUCAGGAAGAUUGUCCCGGACAGAUGGGAGUUCGCCAACGACUGCUUCCGGCGAGGGGAGAGGCGGCUGCUCUGCGAGAUACACCGCCGGAAGGUCACGCCGCCCGCGCCGGCAGCGACGACGGGGGCGGUCACGGUUGCGGCCACGAUCCCGAUGGCGCUGCCGGUGACGCGGGAUGGCUCUCCCGUACUGUCCGGCGAGGAGCAGGUUAUAUCCUCCAGCUCGUCCCCCGAGCCUCCGUUCCUGCUGCCGCAGGCGCCGUCCGGCUCCGGCUCCGGCUGCGUCGCGUCCGGCGACAUGGGCGAGGAGAACGACCGGCUGCGGCGGGAGAACGCGCAGCUCGCGCGGGAGCUCAGCCAGAUGAAGAAGCUCUGCAACAACAUCCUCCUCCUUAUGUCCAAGUACGCCUCAACCCAGCAGCUCGACGCGGCCAACGCCGCAGGCGGGAACUGCUCCGGCGAGUCCGCCGAAGCAGCCGCCACGCCGCUCCCACCCCCCGCGGUCCUCGACCUCAUGCCGUCCUGCGCGGCCGCUCUCGCCGUCGCCGCCACGCCCGCACCGGACACCGACGAGGAAGCGAUGAGCGCGAAGCUCUUCGGCGUCUCCAUCGGCCGGAAGCGAAUGCGACGCGACGGCGACGACCGCGCGGCGGAGGUGAAGGCGGAGCCGAUGGACGGUCGGCCGCACGCCAAGGAGGACGACCACUCGGCGGAGACGCAGGUCUGGCCCAUUUACCGGCCCAGGCCCGUCUACCAGCCCAUCCGGGCCUGCAACGGGUACGACUACGACGACCAAGACGGCUCCAACUCUAGCUAAGUUGUGUGUUAGACCCGUCUCAUCAUCAAAUUAACUACUACUAUACUCCUUACAAGAUAAAAAAAUGGCAAUCAACCUUGGGAUUUACAUGAUCCCAAUGUCUUUGUAGUGUUCUUUACUAGAACUACUCUACUGAUUUUCCUUUUCUUUUAUCUCUACUAGUAUUUCUUUCCAUAUAUUAUUAUCCUUUGUACAUACUACUACCAGUGAGAAGGUAAAUUAAUUAAGAUCAGAGUUCCAAGUACGCCUGCUGUUUCUGGCUUUUGUGUUGGUGAGGGGAAUGUGAGAUUGGGGGUAUGUGGAUU